CAGUAUCGGACGUUUUCGUGGAAAGGCGGCUGGAAGCGCUACUCUUUUUAGAGACUUACAUCGCUUUAAGGCCUUUAAAGUGCGUUACUGAAGUAACGUGUUUGUAGGUCGCUGUUUUCCUGCCAUGGAUUUCGACAAAGACAGGACUCUAAGAUGGCGAUUUUGCUACAGACUGUUGUUGCAAAAUGGGAUUUUUCUCCUGUUUCUGGGUCAUAUUGUCAGUGGUCAAAUCCGGUAUUCAGUCCCCGAGGAGAUGAAGAAGGGUUCUCUUAUCGGAAAUGUUGCUUUGGAUCUUGGAAUAGAUAUACAGAGGCUUCGUUCUGGUCGGGCUCGUAUCGUGACCGGAGAAAACAUGCAGUACUGUGAGCUGAAGACAGACAAAGGGAUUUUAGUGGUUAAUGAGAGAAUAGACCGUGAGCAACUCUGCGGAGAUGAAACACCAUGCAGCUUCAGCUUUGAGUUGAUUUUAGAAAACCCUAUGGAAUUACACCAUGUUAUGGUUGAAGUAUUGGACAUAAAUGAUCAUGCUCCCUCUUUUUCUCAGCACGGAAUGAUAUUGACCAUUGGAGAAUCAGCCGCUCCCGGUGCACGCUUUGUGCUACCCACAGCCGAUGAUCCCGAUGUCGGAGUCAAUGGGCUCCAGGAUUAUCAUUUGUCGACAAAUGAAAAUUUCAUUUUGAAAAAACAUUUAAGUACUGACGGUAAAAAAUAUGCAGAGAUGGUGCUUGAGAAACCGUUGGAUAGAGAGAAACAUCCAAGUCUGGCUCUGAAGCUGAUUGCAGUGGACGGUGGGACACCGCAGAAAUCUGGCACAGUAAAUAUAGAUAUCACUGUUCUAGAUGCAAAUGACAAUGCACCUGUUUUUAACCAAUCAGUUUACAAGGCUACUAUAAUGGAAGAUGCAUCAGUUGAUACGUCUAUUAUAACUGUGAAUGCCACUGAUGCAGAUAGCGGAUCACAUGGUAUGAUUGACUAUUCUAUUUCCAAAAUGCAAGGCAACAUUGAGAAUAUAUUCAAAAUUAACAAAACUACAGGUGUGAUCUAUCUCAUAGGACAGAUUGAUUAUGAAAAAAUCAGGAAAUAUGAAAUUCGUAUAGAAGCAACAGAUCAAGGAGCUUUAGCAGACUCAAGUAAAGUCAUUGUUGAAGUGACUGAUGUGAAUGAUAAUUCACCUAUCAUUAACGUCAUGUCAUUUACUAAUCCUGUGUCAGAAGAUUCUCCCCCUGGUACGACAGUUGGUAUCAUAAAUGUUAAAGACCUGGAUUCAGGUGAAAAUGGACAGGUAUCUUGUACAAUCCAACAAAACUCACCUUUUAAAAUUAAAUCAACUCUAAGAAAUUACUACACUAUAGUUACAGAAUCUGUUUUAGAUCGUGAAGGGGUGUCAGAGUAUAACAUUACUGUCAUUGCAAAAGAUGCAGGAAUACCGACACUAUCAACAAAAGAAACAUUUACUUUGAAAAUUUCUGACAUAAAUGACAACGCUCCUGUGUUUUCACAAGGCCAAUACACAGCGUUUAUCACAGAGAAUAACUCUCCUGGUGUUUCUAUUCUUGCUGUAAGAGCGCGAGAUUCUGAUGAAAACCAGAACGCUCGUGUAUCUUAUAUCCUUGACGUUAGUUACAUAGGUGGGUCCCCGAUAUCUGAAUAUGUUUCUGUUAAUGCAGAAAGCGGAGUGAUACAUGCUGUGCGUUCACUUGAUUAUGAGCAGAUCAAACAGCUAAUUUUCGUAGUCAGAGCUCAGGAUGGAGGCUCCCCUCCACUCAGUAGUAAUGUGACUGUGAAAAUAAUGAUCCAGGACCAGAACGACAACGCCCCUCAGGUUCUGUACCCAGUCCAGACUGGUGGCUCUCUGGUGGCUGAAAUGGUGCCCCGUUCAGCAGAUGUGGGCUAUAUGGUCACUAAAGUGGUGGCUGUUGAUGUGGACUCUGGACAGAAUGCCUGGCUCUCCUAUAAACUGCAGAAAGCCACAGACAGGGCGCUGUUUGAGGUGGGCUUACAGAAUGGAGAAGUAAGAACUAUCCGCCAAGUCACUGAUAAAGAUGCAGUCAAACAAAGACUGACGGUUAUAGUGGAGGACAACGGACAGCCCUCUCGUUCAGCUACAGUCAUUGUUAACGUGGCGGUGGCGGACAGCUUUCCUGAAGUGCUGUCUGAGUUCACUGACUUUACACACGACAAGGAGUACAAUGAGAACCUGACUUUUUAUUUAGUGUUGGCUUUGGCUGUAGUUUCCUUCCUCUUCAUCACGUGUGUGGUGGUCAUUAUAUCAGUGAAAAUCUACAGAUGGAGACAGUCUCGCAUCCUGUAUCACUCCAAUCUGCCAGUGAUUCCAUAUUAUCCACCACGAUACUCCGACACUUUGGGGACAGGGACUCUCCCACACGUGUACAACUACGAGGUGUGCAGGACGACUGACUCCAGAAAGAGUGACUGUAAGUUUGGCAGAGCUGGUAGUCAGAACGUGCUGAUAAUGGACCCCAGUUCAACAGGGACAAUGCAAAGGAUACAGAGUGAAAAGAGCAUCCUGGAUGAACCAGACUCUCCUUUAGAGGUGAGUUGAUAACUUUAUGUAUAG
Sphaeramia orbicularis (orbiculate cardinalfish) is the source of this 2578-nucleotide messenger RNA. RefSeq names its product protocadherin beta-16-like. Gene Ontology annotation, cellular component: plasma membrane. Lineage: Eukaryota; Metazoa; Chordata; Actinopteri; Kurtiformes; Apogonidae. The record is from RefSeq and is a predicted model, not a curated record. Gene Ontology annotation, molecular function: calcium ion binding. Bases 125 to 2563 code for a protein of 812 amino acids. The transcript has a single exon. Gene Ontology annotation, biological process: homophilic cell-cell adhesion.